GACUGCACCUGAAAGCCUCAAGUGCCAGAGCAGGUUUCGCGGAGGGGGAAGUGAUCUCAUUGAGCUUUGUCUGUAACAACAUCCAUCUCGUUGGGAUACAUUUGUUUUGCUAUUUAAACGCGCGAGGCGAUUACAUUAUUAACAUUUAGUUUAGAAUACGUUGAAUUUGACUUUGAACAAACCCGCAGCGAAACACCACCGCGGCCGAUGCGACAAUGCUUCCGUCUCUAGCCGGCAAUUCGUGCGUGCGGAUGAUACAGAAUCACAAAUCGACGUGGUAUUUCGCGUCCCUCGUCCUGGGCUACGUCCUCUAUCUGGUGUUCGGCGCCGUGGUCUUUUCCUCGGUGGAGCUGCCGUACGAGGACAUCCUGCGCCAGGAGCUGAGGGCCAUCAAGAAGCAGUUCCUGCAGGAGAACGAGUGCCUGUCGGAGGAGCGCCUGGAGCGCUUCCUGAAGAAAGCCCUGGACGCGAGCAAUUACGGCGUCUCCAUCCUCAACAACGCCUCGGCCAACUGGAACUGGGACUUCACGUCCGCCCUGUUUUUCGCCAGCACCGUGCUGUCCACCACAGGAUAUGGUCACACUGCGCCACUCUCUGACGGCGGGAAGGCCUUCUGCAUCCUCUACUCCGUGAUCGGCAUCCCCUUCACCCUCCUCUUCCUAACGGCCGUGGUGCAAAGGAUCAUGGUGUUCAGCACGCGGCGGCCGGUCAUGUACAUCCACAGGCGCUGGGGUCUGUCCAAGCCAGUCGUGGCCAUCGUUCAUGCCGCUGUGCUCGCCGCGCUGGCCGUCUCCUGCUUCUUUCUCAUCCCCGCUGCCAUCUUCUCAGCGCUGGAGGAGAACUGGAACUUCCUGGAGUCCUUCUACUUCUGCUUCAUUUCCCUCAGCACCAUCGGCCUGGGCGACUACGUGCCCGGAGAGGCCACCAACCAGAAGUUCAGGGAGCUUUACAAAGUGGGCAUCACCGUCUACCUGAUCCUGGGUCUGAUAGUCAUGCUGGUGGUGCUGGAGACCUUCUGCGAGCUGCAGCAGCUGAAGCAGCUGAGGAAGAUGUUCUACCUGAAGAAGGAGAAGCCGCAGGACCGCCUGGCCAUUUUGGAACACGACCACUUGUCCUUCACUACUGUGUCCAACCGAGCCACGGUUUACUCUGACGGCAAAAUCCAGUCGUUUGUCGGUGUCCCAACUCAACUGUCCUCUCUCAGUGAUGAUCCCAUGAUCCAGUAAACAUCUGUUUGAGGGAUGACGAUGUGAAAGUAAUGCACACACAGAAUAAAAGCAGACAGAAGGCGUAGAUCACGAGUCACAGCCGUAGGCAUUCUGUAAACUUUAGUUGUAUAACUAGUCGGGGCUGUGCAGCGCUGGCAAAUAAACACCACCAUCACACCAAAAUACUGACACAAUAGUUUAACAGUCAUUAUAAGGACAUACUAGGUGAUUCAAGAAAAGCCGCCUGCUGUAUUUAUGACUCACGUGAAACAAACUCCUUAUUUGUUGCAUAUUUAGGGAAAUAUUAAAAGAGUAAUUGCCCUCUUCAAUCUUGCUGAAAUAUGGGACAAAUCAGUCGGUCACAGAAUACAACAUAAACACGUAUGUGUCUUGUAAAUAGAGAUGCUUGUUAGCCACAUUGAAUUGAGCGGUACAGUUAUAGCUCCACCCAGAAUAAACACUCCUUUUUAAAGGUGAGCCAGUGUAGCCAAGACAUGAGAACAAGGCAUGUAAAUACUGGAUUUCAGACAUCUUUAUGCCUCUUCGCUGUAAGUAUUGUAUUAUUCACGCUAUUCUUGUGAGUGUGACACAUCCGCAAGAGUUUCAGCAGAACCGUCCACUCGCACUCCAGCCGGGCCGACUCACUGGUUGGUCAAAGGUUGCUGUGACUUUACAAAGCACGUUUUUGGCCGUAGCAUAUAAUGUAUAAAUAUUUGAAUUAUGACUAAUUGGUCUUAACAGGACAAAAUCAUGAAGUAAGGACGUGAUGUAAGACCGCGAGUCAGACAUUCUAGUGUUACGUGGAACUUUGGCGCUUGCGAUCAACCCUGAACAUGAGCAUCUGAAAGAAGAGACCGUGUAUAUUGUAUGAACUACAAAUAGUCUGAACUCUGAAUAACCGAUUUGACUUUGAUGUUAAAGUACCAGACAAGGAGAAACGCAAUUCGAUGUUUUGUAGCACUUCCGGCUCAUCCUAUCGCGGGUGUUUACUAUUCUUUUUAGACUUCAUGGUAUUAGACAUUUCGCUGUGAGGAAUAAUAUCUGUCUGCAAGUAUGUAUUUUCUCAAGAUGAUGCAGUCCUCUUUCAAAAUCUUCUGUGAGAAGAUCAGCACUAUAAUUUAUUGAUUUGUCUGAAUGGCUUCGUGUGCUUCUGUUUUGAAAAGCGAUAUUAAAUAGGGAAGCACAGAUUGCAGGCCGGCCCGUUGCAUUUUACCAUCAAGAUAGAGCGCUGCGUUUGCACAUGUACUGGAGAACUGUUUGGGAUUUGUCAUAGAGAGAAUGGACAUUACUAUUACUAUUUUAUCGGUAAAAAAACCAAUGAUAGAAAUAAUCAAACAUGAAUGGUACUUUAGGUGUGGAUGAUCGGUAACUGCUCUAAGCUAGAAACGAGCAAGCUGUCGGCUUAAAGCCGAUUGUAUUUAUAUCAUUUGAAUGUAGAAAUGUAUAUAUAGUAAGUUUUUAAGUGAUGAAAGUAACUCUUUGCUUGAAACGCGACAGGAGUCCAGCUAAAACAUCUGUUCUGUCACUUCUUCCAUCAGCUUGUAAUCUGCUCAUCAACCAAGGAUGGAAAUGUCUAUGAUUGGGAUUUAAAUCAGUGGAUGGUGUAAAACACAAUAUUACAAUUUUAAAGGAAAUUGACAUUGCACUCCUGUUUGUACCUGUAGGAAGAAUUAUGUGACAGAUAAUUUAAUGACAUUAUUAUAUUCUGACCAUUAACAUUCUGUUUGGUGUACGGUGUUGCUCCAUACUCCUUCAAUGCAGACUUGAUUGUCAUAUAUAUUCCUUAGCACAUUUAAUAGUAAGACGAGGAAUCCUUAUGCAUUUUAAGUGUGUUUCUGAAGUUCUGACCUCAUCUUUCUCUGCUACAUCGCGGCACGCUCCCGGCCUUUUGUAAAGUCUCGAAUGUAAUGUUUUAUAUGCCGUUUGUUACAGUGAGAUUCAAAGCCUGACGAGAGAGCAGCGUUACUCCCUCAGCUGCUCUGCUGGCUGUGUUUAGUGUAGUGAUUAUAUGAAUCGGCGGGCUGUGGCUCAGUGUCAUGACUGCUCGCAGAAUUAGCUUUGAGCUUGUCAUCAUCUUAAGUACUCACUGAUCUUCAAUUUAGUAUUUUAUAGUUUUUUUUUUUCCACCGAUCUGGGCCUUUGUGUAACCUGUGACGCAUUGAAACUGUUCUUAUUGCUGAGAAGAAAAAAAACUUGAAUUUAGCUAAAGUGUUUUUUGUUUUGUUUUGUUUUUGCUGUACGGUGUCUCACUGUUUAGUAGAUUCAUUAAAUCGAUUGAUGUCACGGCUUCUACACUUCAGCAUUGCUGCUUUUGGUGGAGUCUGUCGGUCAUGUGCAGUUUGGCUUGAGGGGCUGACAGGUGAAACGACGUGUCACGGAUUCCAUUAUGACAUCAUUUAUUUAUGCUAUCAAAAGUAAAGCGUUUGUCAAAUUUGGGAUCACAACUUACUGUACACAUGUGUUCGGUUGCUGUACAGCCAGGAGCGCCAGUGAGUAUUGUAGGAAGCUCAUGAAGUACUACGUUUUUUGUAAUAUUCAUCGUAGCAUAAGAAGUGAAUACAUGAACUGUAAAAUAUCAGCGACUCAAAUAAAGUGUUGGUUAAAUCUGA
Molecule: messenger RNA, 3817 nt
Organism: Gasterosteus aculeatus aculeatus (three-spined stickleback)
Lineage: Eukaryota; Metazoa; Chordata; Actinopteri; Perciformes; Gasterosteidae
Gene: kcnk1b
Product: potassium channel, subfamily K, member 1b
Biological process (GO): potassium ion transmembrane transport; stabilization of membrane potential
Cellular component (GO): plasma membrane
Molecular function (GO): potassium ion leak channel activity; outward rectifier potassium channel activity
Source: RefSeq, a predicted model, not a curated record